GAGGAAAAAAUAUAUAUAUAUAAUGCUUGCUUGAAUUAUGGACAUAUCGAGAUCAGUGACGCUAAUGGUGAAGUUUUUGAUGGAUUCCGCAGGGAGGAAGAAGCCGGAGGAGGAGCUGGUGUCCAUGAACCUAGGCCUCGGGGCGAGCCUGGUGCUGCUGCUGUCCAAGAGCGCCGUGGAGCUGAACAAGAUGGUGGAGCUGCGCGCGCAGAUGGAGGCGCUGGUGUCGGAGAUCAGGCAGGCGGCGCGGUGGAAGGCGGCGGCGGCGGAGGAGGAGCAGAAGAUGCAGGCGAACCACCCCGCUCCCGCUGCGCCGUCCACCUCGCAGGAAUCCGACGGCAGGAGCGCCGCCACCACCACCGCCGUGAAGGACCCGAUCGCGUUCCCCGCGGCCGACGCCGACGCCGACGCCGCGUCCAACUGCUCCCGCACGGCGGCCGACACCGCGGUCGAAGUCCGCGCCGCCGUGGUCAUGGACCUCAUGGAGGCGGAGCUCCAGGCCGAGCUGAGCCGCAUGCAGCACGGCGGCACGGUGCACGGCCACGGCGGCGCCGACAACCGGAUCGCCCCGAUGCCAGGACUCGAGUUGCCAAUGCUGAAAGUGAAGACGAAGAAAGGCGACGCCGACGAUAGCACGUCGCGCAGCUGCGUCGACGACGGCGGCGAUGGUCGUGCCAACAAGCACGACGAUGAUGAAGUCGACGGCAAUGGUGAGGAAGACGACGAGGACGAUGAGUACGAGGAGGAUGAGGACGAGGAGGAAGAUGGGGGGUACGGCGAGGACAGGAUGAGCCCCCCGCACGGCGGCGUGUCGGCGCGCGCGCUGGAGCGGCGGCUCCACGAGCUUCUCCAGAAGCGGCAGCAGGAUCGGAUCGUGGAGCUGGAGUCGGCGCUGGACAGCGCGCAGCGCAGGCUCCACGAGAAGGAGCGCGAGGUGGUGUGGUGGCGCGACGCCGCCAAGCUCGUCUCCCACCGCCGCGACGAGUCGCGCCGCAUCGCCAGGUAGAAGAAGAAACGACGAGAAACAUGGCGCGGAAACACGCGCGCGCGAAACGGCUUGGUGUGGGUGGCGCGCGCGAAAGGCUUGCGCUGCAGAUGUCAGGCUGGUUUCGAGGGGGUCGUCACGCUGCGCGGGUGACGCGGUGUUUACUGCUGCGGCCUGCGGCGUCUUGUCGCGCUGCUGCCAUGCGCGCGUGCGGCUGGCGAUGGUUGGAGGCUGCAUGCGGCGGAAGCACUGGGGUGGUGGUGGUGGUGUGUGUCGUGUGUCGUGUCGUUGUCCGGUUCUGACGAAAUCCUUUUGUGAAUCCCGAUCAGAGUUUGUACUUGGGUCCGUGAUGUUGGCUGUCGCCACAUUUUGAUGUGGGUCGCUGCUUGUUGUACGUACACCAAAAUAAAUGCAGAUAACCUGCGUCUGCGUGGAUGAAAAAUUCGAAAAUCGAAAAGAAUCUUCAA
Messenger RNA from Sorghum bicolor (sorghum), 1452 nucleotides. RefSeq names its product nucleolin. Lineage: Eukaryota; Viridiplantae; Streptophyta; Magnoliopsida; Poales; Poaceae. Bases 38 to 1006 code for a protein of 322 amino acids. The record is from RefSeq and is a predicted model, not a curated record. The transcript has 2 exons. Gene Ontology annotation, biological process: asymmetric cell division.